GAGAUUGUUGUGAUGUUGCAGAAAUCCGGGUUUGGAAUUGAAGACGAACAUGCGGCUCGGUUCCCAGGACCUUUGGUGCAGCUGCUGAGGGCGGGGGCGAGUACACGCGGUUUAGUCAUUGCUGGAGUUCAUUGCACGGGUAACGAGGAGCGGUCGAUUAGGAAUUGUAGCUCUAUUGGACUCGAUUUGGGAGCUGCAUGCUCCCCUUUCACUCUGUGUGGUCCAGGACUGGGGGUUUGAGAAAACGGGUUGGGGUCAUGUAUUAACCUGCAGAGCGGACUGCUGGUAUCAGAGUGAGGCCCGAAGUGCCUUGCGGCGUUGGGGAGACCAAGUCAGCUAUGUCGCCAGUUUCAGCUGCAGCCCAGGUUCCUACGUUGGUCUCCCUGUUUGACCUCAACGCGGAUGCUCCGGUCCUUCAGGGCCUGAACUUGGUGAGCCACCCUUCUGGGGAGGCUCUGGCCCAAGCUCUGCGGACUUCCUGUCCAGGUUCAGGGGAGAGCGCAAGCCCAGAAAGAAAACUCCAGGGUCUGCUGGAUAUUUCAGAAAAGUUAUUUUGUUCAACUUGUGACCAGACCUUCCACAACCACCAGGAACAGAGGGAACAUUAUAAGCUUGACUGGCAUCGGUUUAACCUAAAGCAACGUCUCAAGGACAAGCCUCUCCUGUCUGCCCUGGACUUUGAAAAGCAGAGUUCCACAGGAGAUCUUUCCAGCAUCUCAGGAUCAGAAGAUUCAGACUCAGCCAGUGAAGAGGGCUUGCAGAUUCUGGAUGAGGAGAGGGCAGAGUAUGAGAAGCCCAGCAGAGCCCAAGGCUUCCACCCCCAUCGGGUUCUUUUCCAGAAUGCCCGCGGCCAGUUCCUUGAUGCCUACCGCUGUGUCCUGGGCCCUCGCCAGGUGUCCCCAGAAGAACCAGAACUGCUGCUACAGAACCUGCAAAACGGAGGUCCCGGAUACUGUGUGGUGCUCAUGGCUGCGGCUGGGCACUUUGCUGGUGCCAUUUUUCAGGGAAGAGACGUGGUGACACACAAGACCUUUCACCGCUACACGGUGCGGGCCAAGCGGGGCACGGCCCAGGGAGUUCGGGAUGCCCGGGGUGCGGCUUCUCGUUCUGCCGGAGCCAACCUGAGGCGCUAUAAUGAAGCCACGUUAUAUAAGGAUGUUCGUGACCUGCUGGCAGGGCCGGGCUGGGCUAAAGCACUGGGGGAGGCUGGGACAAUACUGUUACGUGCCCCCCGCUCUGGCCGGUCCUUGUUCUUCGGAGGCCCUGGCGCACCCCUGCAACGGGGGGAUCCCCGGCUUUGGGAUAUCCCCCUCGCUACCCGCAGACCCACCUUCCGGGAGCUACAGCAUGUGCUCCAUAAGCUGACCACCUUGCAUGUCCACGAAGAAGACCCCCGGGAGACAGUCAGGUUGGACUCACCUCGGACACACUGGAAGACCAUGAGAGAGAAGAAGGCUAUCGAGGCAGAAAGAAAGGUCUCCAGUGAUGAAAAUGAGGCACUUGGGCAGAACGAGGAGUCUCCCAAACAGGGUUCAGGGUCGGAGGGAGAGGACAGCUUCCAGGUGGAGUUGGAGCUAGUAGAGUUGGCAGUGGGGACCCUAGAUCUUCGGGAGUUUGAGGUACUGCCAAAGCGGAGGAGGAGGAAAAGGAAUAAUAAGAAGGAGAGAAGCCGAGACCUGGAGGCUCUUCCCCAGCAAACUCAAGGAGAUGAGGCCUUCUCACAGUCCACCCAGGGACGGGCAGCCCCUGUGGGGCCUUCUCUGGAUGAGGCCAAGACCCCCAAUCAGUCAGAGCUCUGGGACAUGCUUCUAGCUGCUUGCCGAGCCGGAGAUGUUGGGAUGUUGAAACUCCAGCUAGCUGCCGGCCCCAUAGACCCUGGAGUUCUGUCUCUGCUCAGUGCCCCCUUGGGCUCCAGCGGCUUCACGCUCCUGCAUGCGGCAGCUGCAGCUGGGAGAGGCUCAGUGGUUCGCCUGCUGCUGGAGGCGGGUGCUGACCCUACUGUGCAGGACUCGAGGGCCCGGCCGCCAUAUACAGUCGCAGCUGACAAGUCAACACGUAAUGAGUUCCGAAGGUUCAUGGAGAAGAAUCCAGAUGCUUAUGAUUACAGCAAGGCUCAGGUGCCAGGGCCCCUGACGCCAGAAAUGGAGGCACAGCAGGCUCUGCGGAAAAGGGAGCAGAAGGCUGCCCGGCGGCAACGGGAAAAACAGCAGCUGCAGCAGCGGGAGCAGGAGGCGCGGGAGCAAGAAGAGCGGCAGCGCUUUGCCGCCCUCAGCGAUCGGGAGAAGAGAGCCCUGGCUGCAGAGCGCAGGCUGGCUGCCCAGCUGGGAGCCCCCACCCCUCAGGCCUCAGGCUCUGCAGUCAUCAGUGCUCAACGCUGCUGGAGUUGUGGGACAUCCCUCCAAGGCCUCAUUCCCUUUCACUAUCUCGACUUCUCUUUCUGCUCCACACGCUGCCUCCGGGAUCAUCGCUGCCAGGCUGGAAAGCCCUCUUCCUGAUCUCUUAGGGCUGCGCCUGGGGCUGACUCUGGGUCUUGAGAGGGUGCAUUCAUGCUAGCCUUAGGCUUCUUCUUUCCCAUGAAACCAGAGUGUUUGGAAGAUUAGGGAGGACACUCAGGAACCAGGGCAAAGACAGGGCCACAGAGGUGUGUGGAGCUGGUACUGUCUCUGGAACUUUAAUCAUAAUAAAGUCUGGCAAGGAAA
Molecule: messenger RNA, 2699 nt
Organism: Acinonyx jubatus (cheetah)
Lineage: Eukaryota; Metazoa; Chordata; Mammalia; Carnivora; Felidae
Gene: ANKZF1
Product: ankyrin repeat and zinc finger peptidyl tRNA hydrolase 1
Exons: 14
Coding region: 339-2495 (718 amino acids)
Molecular function (GO): protein binding
Source: RefSeq, a predicted model, not a curated record